AUGUCCCUUUCUGCCGCAACUGACCGUCUCGAAGCUCGCGAUGUCUUGCUCUUCUCAUUGCUCCUCGAUAACGCCGCCGCCGGCAACACAGCCUGGAACCUCUUCUACGACCUACGCAUCUCCAAGGCCGAUACUCAGCUUCUCUCAAAUCAGCUCGAGAAACUACUCGCGGCAUCCGAAUCAUUUAACUCUUGGAAGGCUAGCUCCUAUGGCAAAGUCUUCCCCUUCGUCGAUGAGGCUACCUUUGAUGACGUCCGCGCAAUCUGGAAAACAUGCUUUGACACUGCCUCUGCAGAUGAUCGAGCUGGACAGGAGGCUGCGCUCAAAUCUGCCAUCAAACGAUCUUUAGAAAUUAGAAAGGUCGUCAUGGGCGGCGAAGGACAAAGCUUAACCGGCAUGCGAUCUGCUGCCCCUCUCUCGACGGGAAACUUCGAAGCCAUCACCAACGCGACCGAUGCCUACUUCGAUACCUCGAAACCAAAUCACAGCUGGUCCGGUGACAUUCCUAACCCUAUGUUCAUCGCCCCGUUAUCAAGCCACAGAGUCCUGCACCACGGCGCCGACCCAAUCCUCGGAUUUCACCUUGCGACCGGUUUCGCAGCCCUCACCGACGCGUCUCCGUUGAAACCCGAUCCGAAAGAUGGACCAUUGAUGGCAUUCGCAGCAGCCAAAACCCAGUUUCGCGAAUGGAGCACUGCUUGCGGCAAUCUCCUACGCGAGAAAAAGCUUGUGAUCCGCUUCGUCGCGAGCGAGGCUCUUGCUUUCUGCCAGACUCUUCAGCAUUUUGUUUCCACAAAGGAAACUUCAGCUGGAUGGUAUCGCAGGCAGUUUGACUCAAGGCCCUUUUGUCUGGAUCCCGAUGCGUACGGAGGCAAGCUAGCCGCGCCCUCCUCCUUUGAUGCCAUCGAUACAUCCAACCUCGCAGACCACGUCGGCACGAUCAACCUCCUCACGUCCGCACUUCCCUUGCUUGCCCCUCAGCCAUGGUCUUCUGUGUUCACGGAAACUCUGCUGAAGAGAGAGGACACGAGCAAGGAAGGAUUCGACAGAGUUCUCUACGGCCACGGGCCCACUGUGUCUUUGCUUCUUGGCGCCAGCGCAGUCGAGUACUGGACCAAUACAACGGCUGUGUCAUGGGUCGACGAGAUGUUGAUCAAUUUCAUGGCCGGCACGUUGCAAGACAAGAAGGACGUCCAAACUCAGCUACACACCCGCAUAAACUGGAAGCAGAGCAAGUUCUUUUCCGGAGUUGACACCACCGGGCCACUUCAGGUUGACCCUGAGGCCCUUGCAGGCGUGCUCUUUAAGCUUUACCUCGAGAUCUUUGCCCAUGAAAACCCGAUGAAGCUUCUAUCCAUAUCGAAGGCAUCGAUGGCUCAGCUUAUUCGCAAUACAGCCUACACAAACUUCCACCGAGGGACUUUGGUGUCCCUUAUGCGCUACCUCAAGCUAAGAUUAUCUGUUUCCGACUUUGAUCGCACAGUUAACCUCUUCUUGGAGAAGUACUCUUUCGAAAGAAGCCUCAUGUUCACUGGCAACUUGCGGCAAGACUUUUCUCUGCAGAUGCACACCCAGGGGCUAUUUUCUGAACCCUGGCUUCAGAGAGAAAUUAAGCCAAACCGCAACCUCGGCGGUUUCGACUCCUGGGAAUCGAUCCCAGAGGUUGUGGCCGUAACCCUUGUGGUCCCGAACAAUGCGAUCAAACGCAUGUUUACUGGCUCGCACGAGGCGGACAUCGCGUCCCCCACCGUCAGAGGUUCCCUGGUAUCCGGUAAGGAUGCCGACCACAAGUGGCACAACUUCUUCGAUGAUGUGCAGCUCGUCUGGGGCACCGUCAAGCCCAGUGGCGACCGAGAAUCUUCCAAUAAGUUCUCCGUCACUGUUGAGCCUGAUCCCGCCGGAUGGGCCGGUAACUCACCUCUCAUCGCGUCAUUCUACGUCCCAUCUUCCGCGCUUCAAGUCGAGCGCAAGACGGCUUUCGUACGUCUCGAGGUCCAAAGCUCUGCCCAGAACAUUGCAGUCUACCAGAAAACACUUGGCCAGGAUUUGAAGGUUCACGAAAGCAAGCUGGCAGAUGAAUCCAGCGUAUUCAUCACAAAGUAUCUGCCUGGUCAGACCCGAUACCCCGCGACUUGCGAGGCCGCCGGUGCCGUCGCGGAGUCUGCCACAGAGGCGAAGGGAGAGACUCAAGCCAUUUUUACUGCCAACAUGACAGCAGAGCAAGACAAGAUAGCAACUAUCACUGGCCAUCUCGAUUUCCUCUCCGCCAAGGGCAAGAAGCUACUCACCGAUAAGGUUCCCAUCGAGACUGAGCAAGUAACUCCGUUUACUGUUAACGUUGUCUUUGGCGAGAAGCAGCACAUCUACCCCAUCACCUUUCCCAUUCCCAUUGACGCUAGCGAAGGCAAAGUAAAGAUCCGAAUCGCCCGCAAGUCAUCUUACUUCGAAGUCAUCGCGCCCAUUGCUGCCCCUGCCACAGGUGGAGGCGUCGAAAGCCCCCUUGUGGACUUCACCUUCCCGAUUACCCUCGCAAAGAGCUUAUCACACACUCCGGUGGACUUCAACACCCCGCACUUCAACCUCGACCGCCUUCCCAUCAUCGAUAUAACUAACAAGGCCGCAAACCGCUUCAUGGUCAACAUGAUUGCCUGUCAUUUCUCCGUCGGCGAGAAAAAAGUCCGCGAGCAAGCCCAAGCAGGCCGCGGCAAUGGCAUCUCCCGAUCCACUCGCCUCAACUUCAAAGAAUCCGUAUUCACCAUGUUCAUGCUCGCCUCGGGCUUACAGGGCGGGCAGACUGGUCUGAUGUGCCUGAGCCACGCCUCGAAUGACACCGGCGUUCACAUGCUCAUCCUCGUCUCUGCCGUCCGUCUCGAUCCUGCCUCCGGCUCCGUCGUUCUCGAUGCCGCAGUGAUCCCUUUCACCGAGAAAAUGAUCCACGAGCUCGAGCCCUUCCUUCUCAUUCUCCGCGAGCUCGAAUGCGCCCAAAUCAGCGUCGACGACGCGGAGCUCACCCUCUGGCGCAAGGUGCUCCCCGCACUUGCAGAGCGCACCCGCACCUGGGACCACAAGUCGUCGUGCGAGUACCGCAAAACGGGCAAGGUGCCCGUAUCGACGGAGACGGGGAAGCAGGUCCUCUGCUCUUGCGGUCAGGGAAAACUGCCGGACAACUUCGUCGCUCUUCCCGAGUGGGAUACCGCGUCAAAGUAUGCCACGCGCAUCGCCAUCAGCCCGACUUUCGCGGUCCCGUUCGUAGAUGACUGCGUCGACUUUGAGACCUGGGGAAGGAGUGGAGGAGGCAGACAGCAGCAGGUGGAGAGGUGCAGAGCCUGUGGCAAAUCGGAGGCUGAGAGCAGUACGAAGCUGAAGAAGUGUACGCGCUGCUUGCAGGUCAAGUAUUGCAGCGGAGAGUGUCAGAAGAAGGAUUGGAGGAAGCACCGCGCGGAGUGUGCGGAGAGUGACAUUCACACGAAGCUGGAGGCGCCUGACGUGGACUAA
Molecule: messenger RNA, 3495 nt
Organism: Colletotrichum chrysophilum
Lineage: Eukaryota; Fungi; Ascomycota; Sordariomycetes; Glomerellales; Glomerellaceae
Exons: 1
Coding region: 1-3495 (1164 amino acids)
Biological process (GO): regulation of transcription by RNA polymerase II
Cellular component (GO): nucleus
Molecular function (GO): DNA-binding transcription factor activity, RNA polymerase II-specific
Source: RefSeq, a predicted model, not a curated record